Messenger RNA from Mizuhopecten yessoensis (Yesso scallop), 1526 nucleotides. Its product is annotated as branched-chain-amino-acid aminotransferase, cytosolic-like. Gene Ontology annotation, cellular component: mitochondrion. Gene Ontology annotation, molecular function: branched-chain-amino-acid:2-oxoglutarate transaminase activity. NCBI's taxonomy places the organism in Eukaryota, Metazoa, Mollusca, Bivalvia, Pectinida, Pectinidae. The record is from RefSeq and is a predicted model, not a curated record. The transcript has 10 exons. Bases 132 to 1340 code for a protein of 402 amino acids. Gene Ontology annotation, biological process: L-valine biosynthetic process; L-leucine biosynthetic process.
AUGAUUAUGAACCUCCGUUAAUACCACACGUAUAAGAGCUAUUUCCAUGCGGAAUAUUUGUAAACAAACGCCGACCUGUUGUAUAUAUUUCGUCACUGUAAAGCAGAAGUAGAACAUUUAGAAAAAUAGUUAUGGAUACAGUAAGAAAAUCCCUCUUCGUUUCUUUACGGAAACUAAAUCAAUUAUCAACUGUUUCCCGUUGUGUUGGAACACAAACAAAACCACACCAGCAGGAAGAUCCGAUAUCUGAUGUUCGUUCGUUCCAAGCUAGAGAUACCAUGGUGUAUAGGACCCGCAAUCCCCAGCCAAAACCGGACCGGGACACGCUGAGCUUCGGCACCGCCUUCACCGAUCACAUGCUGACCGUGGAAUGGGAAGGCAAUUGGUCAACACCUGUCAUAUCUCCGCUAAAGAAUCUCUCCCUCCAUCCGGCGGCUAAAACCCUCCAGUACUGUACACAGGUAUUUGAGGGAAUGAAGGCGUUUCGUGGUUAUGAUGACAAGGUCCGACUUUUCCGGCCAAUGGACAACAUGGACCGGAUGGUCAGAUCCGCAGAAAGAGCUGGACUUCCGACGUUUGACCCCGUGGAGCUGCUUGGUUGUGUGAUGAAGCUGCUGAGCGUGGACAAGUCGUGGGUCCCUAGGGCUACCCCAGAUCUACCCUACUCUGUUUAUCUACGUCCAACCAUGAUUGGAACAGAGCCUGCCUUGGGAAUAGACAAACCCAGUUCCUGCCUGCUUUACGUUAUCGCCGGACCAGCGGGACCUUACUUCAAAUCGGGAAUGAAACCCGUGUCCCUCUUGGCUGACCCAAAAUACGUCAGGGCCUGGCCCGGAGGCUCGGGCAUGCACAAAAUGGGAUCAAACUAUGCCCCGACUAUACAAGUCCAGAAGGCGGCGCUGCAGGCGGGGUGUCAACAGGUGCUAUGGUUGCAUGGAGACGAGGAGGAAAUCACAGAAGCUGGAACAAUGAACCUUUUCCUUUACUGGGUCAACCCCGACGGAGAGAAAGAGUUGGUAACAGCGCCCCUGAAUGGUCUAAUAUUGCCGGGGGUUACUCGUCAAUCUGUCAUGGACAUCGCUAACCAAUGGGAUGAGUUCAAGGUGACAGAGCGAUCGAUUACGAUGAAAGAAUUGUUGGAUGGAAUAAAAGAAAACAGAGUGAUAGAGAUGUUUGGUUCCGGUACAGCAGUGUCCAUCUGUCCGGUCGGCAAGAUUAAGUACAGUGGUCAGUGGUACAACGUAUCCGAUCAACAAGAGCUGGCCACGAGGUUGUUCGGACAUCUCACUGCCAUACAGUACGGAGAGUGUCCGAGCGACUGGACGGUAGAAGUCGAUUGACCGCUAAAAAAGAGUGAUUUGCAUCAUUUUCUAAGGCAGCUACGCCGUAAUGGAACACAUGUUUGAGUGACGUAACUCUAUCAAUUGGGGCAAUAAAUGUUACUUCGAAACACCUCUGGUUAAUUGAUGUAGUUCUACUAAUUUGGGAAAUACAUGCUUCAUCGGAACAACCUCUAGUUGAGUGAC